UGCUCUAUGACAAACAUGGGGAUCGUCAGAGCUUAGUGAAUCCUGUUCUAAAGAAACAUGUUUGAAGUGUUUGCAUGAGGCAGCUGAAACCCUCCGCUCAGGUACGCGCAGCCAAUGGGAGCGCAGGAGGGAGUGCUCAACAGCGAAGAGUCGGUCCGCCCCGGCACAGACACAGCACACCUUCAGAUGGAGAUGAAAUAGCAGCGGCAGUCGAUCAACAGAGAAACGACAGCGUCUGUAGCGCCGGAUCCGGAGGUUUUCUUCAGGGGGGACAGGUGACAGAGCAAACCGACCGAGCCUCAGCCGCCUGAACGUUCGUCGGUGGAAAUUACUGCCGUUUCAAUCCCCCCCCCCCAUCCCCGAACACCCUCCGAUUGCCACAAUACAUGCAUUUCGAUACUGCAUGCAUUACAAUCUGAUCAUUUAAGCCCAGUCCAACAAGAUGGAAAAUGCGCACACUAAAUCGGCGACUGAAGUUUUAGACAACUUCGGUGUGAACGAAAACACUGGGCUGACUCUGGAACAAGUCAAAGUCAAUUUGGAGAAAUAUGGACCCAACGAGCUCCCGGCUGAAGAAGGCAAAUCCCUGUGGGAGCUGGUGGUGGAGCAGUUUGAAGACCUCCUGGUCAGGAUCCUGCUGCUAGCUGCCUGUGUUUCCUUUGUGUUGGCUCUGUUUGAGGAGGGAGAGGAGACAACCACCGCCUUUGUCGAGCCUGUUGUUAUUCUUCUCAUCCUCAUCGCCAACGCUGUUAUCGGGGUCUGGCAGGAGCGCAAUGCUGAGAAUGCCAUCGAAGCUCUGAAAGAGUAUGAACCUGAGAUGGGAAAGGUGUAUCGCAUGAACCGCAAGGCUGUCCAGAGGAUCAAAGCCAGAGACAUCGUCCCAGGGGACAUAGUGGAGGUGGCUGUUGGUGACAAGGUGCCUGCUGACAUCAGAGUGACCUCUAUAAAGUCCACCACCCUGCGAGUGGACCAGUCCAUCCUCACAGGGGAGUCUGUGUCUGUCAUCAAACACACUGACCCUGUUCCUGACCCCAGAGCUGUCAACCAGGACAAAAAGAACAUGCUGUUUUCUGGCACCAACAUUGCUGCAGGCCGCGCCAUAGGUGUUGUCGUCGCUACCGGCGUGGCCACAGAGAUCGGUAAGAUCCGUAAUCAGAUGGCAUCUACAGAGCAAGAGAAGACGCCGCUGCAGCAGAAGCUGGAUGAGUUCGGCCAGCAGCUCUCCAAGGUCAUCUCCCUGAUCUGCGUGGCUGUGUGGGUUAUCAACAUUGGCCACUUCGGGGACCCCGUCCACGGUGGCUCCUGGGUCAGGGGUGCCAUUUACUACUUUAAGAUCGCUGUGGCUCUGGCUGUGGCCGCCAUCCCUGAGGGCCUGCCUGCUGUCAUCACCACCUGCCUGGCCCUCGGCACGCGUCGCAUGGCCAAGAAGAACGCCAUUGUUCGCAGCCUGCCCUCUGUUGAGACACUGGGCUGUACCUCUGUUAUCUGCUCUGACAAGACUGGCACCCUCACCACCAACCAGAUGUCUGUUUGCAGAAUGUUCAUCACAGAUAAGGUGGAAGAUUCAAACUGCACCCUUCAUGAGUUCUCUAUAACUGGUUCUACAUAUGCCCCUGAGGGACAAAUACUGAAAGGAGACAGGCCUAUCCAGUGUGGUGACUAUGAUGGACUUUUGGAGUUGGCCACUGUGUGCUCUAUGUGCAACGACUCUUCACUGGACUACAAUGAGGCCAAAGGUGUUUAUGAGAAGGUGGGUGAAGCCACAGAGACGGCUCUCACCACCUUGGUGGAGAAGAUGAAUGUCUUCAAGACUGACCUAACUGGACUCAGCAAGGUGGAACGUGCUGGGGCCUGCAACUCGGUGAUCAGGCAGUUGAUGAAGAAGGAGUUCACCCUGGAGUUCUCUCGUGAUCGCAAGUCCAUGUCUGUCUUCUGCACCCCAGUCAAGCCAGGCUCCCAGAGCAAGAUGUUCAUCAAGGGUGCUCCAGAGAGUGUGAUUGAGCGGUGUCAGUACCUACGAGUGGGAACAGGGAAGGUCACACUGACACCAGCCCUGCGUGACCAACUGUUGUCUAAGAUCAGGGACUGGGGGACAGGCAGGGACACCCUGCGCUGUCUGGCCCUGGCUACUCAUGACACCCCGCCACGCAAAGAGGACAUGGACUUGGAGAAUUCCAGCAAGUUCGUGGAGUAUGAGUUGGGUCUAACAUUUGUUGGCUGUGUGGGCAUGCUCGACCCGCCCAGAAAGGAGGUGAUCGGUUCAGUGAAACUGUGCAACGAGGCAGGUAUCCGUGUUAUCAUGAUCACAGGAGACAACAAGGGCACAGCUGUGGCCAUCUGCAGACGAAUUGGCAUCUUCGGGGAGGAGGAGGACGUGACAGGAAAGGCCUACACGGGCCGCGAGUUUGAUGAUCUCCCACCGGAGGCGCAGAGAGAAGCCGUCAAGCGGGCGCGGUGCUUCGCCCGGGUCGAGCCGGCUCACAAGUCUAAGAUCGUUGGAUACCUGCAGUCUUUCGAUGAGAUUACUGCCAUGACAGGAGAUGGUGUGAACGACGCCCCAGCCCUGAAGAAAGCAGAGAUCGGCAUUGCUAUGGGCUCUGGAACUGCAGUGGCCAAGUCAGCAUCUGAGAUGGUGCUGUCUGAUGAUAACUUUUCCACCAUCGUGGCUGCGGUGGAGGAGGGCAGAGCGAUCUACAAUAACAUGAAGCAGUUCAUCAGAUACCUCAUCUCCUCUAAUGUGGGAGAAGUCGUCUGCAUCUUCCUGACAGCCAUCCUGGGUCUCCCUGAGGCUUUGAUUCCAGUCCAGCUGCUGUGGGUUAAUCUGGUGACCGAUGGCCUGCCAGCCACUGCCCUGGGCUUUAACCCCCCAGACCUGGACAUCAUGGACAAACCUCCCCGCAACCCGAAGGAGCCUCUCAUCUCUGGCUGGCUCUUCUUCAGAUACCUGGCCAUUGGAGGAUAUGUGGGUCUUGGAACAGUGAGUGCUGCCACAUGGUGGUACCUGUUUGAUGAAGAAGGCCCGCAAGUGUCUUUCUAUCAGCUGAGACAUUUCAUGCAGUGUACCGAGGACAACCCCAUGUUCCAGGAAAUAGACUGUGAGGUGUUUGAAUCCCGCUACCCCACAACCAUGGCCCUGUCUGUGCUAGUCACUAUCGAAAUGUUCAACGCACUCAACAGUUUGUCUGAGAACCAGUCCCUGGUCAGGAUGCCUCCCUGGGUCAAUAUCUGGCUGCUGGGGGCCAUCAUCCUCUCCCUCUCCCUCCACUUCUUAAUCCUCUACGUUGAGCCUUUGCCGUUGAUCUUCCAGGUGACCCCCCUGCGCUGGUCACAGUGGAUCGUGGUCUUGAAGAUUUCCAUCCCAGUCAUCCUCCUGGAUGAGGCACUGAAAUAUGUCUCCAGGAACCAUCUAGAAGGUGAUGACGAGAAGAAAUAUCGGAGGAGAUGGCAGCUGAACUAAGACCUCUCCCUCAACACACUCACACAGUUAGACACACGCCUACCCUCUUCCCUUUAUGAGCUAGGAACCUUUUCUCUCCCCUGUCCUCAUUCCCCACUCCUGCAUGUCCAACAAACCACCACUAGAAAUGAGCAGGGCUUGCAUGAGAAUGAGUGUGCAAGAAAGAGAGCUUGUGUGUUCCUGCGAGCAUGGCUUCGUAUGAGUGUGUGAGUAGAUGAACACUGUGUGUGUGUGUGUGUGUGUGUGUGUGUGUGUGUGUGUGUGUGUGUGUGACUGACUAGGCAAAUGCAGGCCUGUCUUUAUAGUUGCGAGAGCGAGAAACAACUGCAGAAAAAAAAUGAUAAAACUGCCCAGGGCUCUGCUUUUUAAAGACUUCUGCUCAUUGUUUUUUUUUUUUUUUUUUUGGUUUGUUUUUUUUUUUUGACUGUACAGUACAAACAUAGUGGUGCAGUAACUGGACUUUUUGGGGAGGGAAGGAGAGGGAGGACAGGGUAAUGGAGGUUGAUAAUACUGGGUGGGAGGGGAGUGGGUGGGAUGGGGUGGGUUUGAAAUCAGCACAGAGACCGAAAGAGAGAUUGAGAGGUGAAGCCUGCCAUGGAGAAGAGACUGGUGAAGGCACUGGCAAAAGAAGAGCAUCAGUGAGAAUGUGGGAAGGUGAAAAGAGCUGUUUCUCGAGGAGCUGCGUGUGCGUAUUAGACCAAUGCAGAGAACCAUUGUACCUGUGUGUGUCCACAAAAGCAUUAUCUCAAGGUACAGCCCAGGCGUCUGCCACCCACACUACUGGCAGUGAAUUCCAGCCAGGAGCACGGCCGUAUCAGCACAACACAAUUGUAUCUCUGGUCGCUUUGUUCCUUCGUUGCUCUUUGUCUUCACUCUCACCAACGUACAAACUCCUCUUGAUCAUAUUUUAUGCAGAAUUACUCUCCUUUUGCCCGUCUUGCUCUCUUUCUCUCUGUCUCUCUUUCUCGCUCUCUGUUGAGGAGGCAGCUGUGGGGCCCUGGGGGUUGUGACGUUAUCGGGCUCUUGAGUUUUCGGGACGUGUGGAGGUGUCUCUCCACCUAAAAGGUGUGAAUAGCUUUACGCUGCUUGGCCGCUUCCUUCAGCUCUUAAUUCGAGGAGCUGAGGUCAGCUCUCAGACUUUGGCAAAAGUAAAAACAAAGAAAAGAAAUAAAAAUGUCAAACAGCAACCAAACCAGCAUAUUAGUAGUGUAGAUGUUAGCCAGUCCACCCAGCUGGUCCUGUUUAGCCUCACUUUAAUGUCCAUCUGCUGUGCUGCUGUUGAGUUUUAGCUGUCAAAUAUCUAAAUUGAAGGUAGAUCUGAACAAGAGGAUGAUGCUUUUGUGCAGAAUAACCAUCUUGGAGCAACAUUGUGUUCAUCUACCUUUAAUUUAUUCAGUUAUUUAUAACCCUAAGGUGUGUGUGCAAAUACAGUACGUAGCCUUACUUGAAUUAAUUUGUCUAAUUUGACUUGAUAGGCUUUUCAGUUGUCAAAUUGCACAGAAGAUGUAGUCAAAGUAAGUUAAGGAAUUGGCAAGUAAACUGCUUGAUUGUCUUGCUUGGUCAUAAAUCAUUUUAUAUAGUAAGCACAUUUAACCUUAUCCAUGCCUUAUACAGCCCACUGCACCUCCACAUUGAAUAUGUGGUCCAAAUGAAUGUGUUUCUGCUAUAGCCUUUAAUUACCUUUUUUUACCCACCGCCACCAUUCUCACUCAGACGAGCCCUAACAGUGAUAUUGAUUCUGAUCACCUGAGGUCUUACACACUCUGAAUGUCCACCUGGUCUAAGGCAUGUUGUUUAAUAGGAAACCUCCCUUUUUUGUUGUGCUUUGUGCGCUGCUCCCUCAGCUCCUCCUGCUCUCUCAAUGCUUUAGCGACUCACUUGGGUAUUGUUUUAUAAUGAAUAAAUAAUAAUGUAUUUGACUGAAUGAACCCAUGAGGGGUGUGGAUUGUGUCUUUAAGUCUUAAUUAUGGGUUUUGUGUUGGGCCCUUGCGCCCUGUGGACUGGGUCAGGGGGUGUUUUUGGUCUCUUGUUUCCUCCACAUAGGAGAAAGGAGUGUGUGCACAUUCAAAAAAGAACUUUGCAAAGGUGCUGGAUCACAGAUGGGAAUAGGAUCUCCACACUGUCUCAAUUAAUUGAUCGAAAAUAAUAAUAAUUGGCAACUAUUUUGAUUAAUGAUUAAUUAUUUUUCAAGCACAAUUUCCAGACAUUUGAUGGUUUUAGGUUCUUGAAUGCAACUAUUAACAGCUUGCAUGAUACAAGCAAGACAUUUAGAGAUGUCACCUUGUGCUCAAUUAUAUUGUAACAGGCAUUUUACAGACAGAAUGAUUGACUGACUGAGGAAAAAAAAGUUUCAGCCCUGCUUAAAUGCAGCUGUUGCCUGAUGCAGAUCUGUGGAGAUUUUUUAAAUGAUUCAAACUGACAUGGUGUGCAGAUCUUUAUUCUUCCUCCUCCCUUUAUUUGCUUCCAGAGCUUAUUUCUACGAGCAGUACAGAUUUCUGCAGCGCGACUCAGAAGCAUGGUGUAGAAUCUAAAGGCAAAUCCAUCCUUAAAAUCUUCAGCAUAGGUUUCCAGUCUGCUAUUGCUUACAGUACUCUAUGUUGUUGUAUUCAUCUAUUUUGUUGCUUGGUGAUGUUUUUUUUUCUUUCUUGCCCCAGAGGAUAACUAGCCAAACUUAGAUGGCAUGACAUCAUCAAGUCCAGAUAUUUCCUGUUCCACGUGCUCUGUGGGGUCACAGUUGGAAAAUCAUUAAGGGGAAGUACACUAAAAAAAGUUCAUAACAACAACACAUCACCAGAAACAAAUAACCAGAUACUGAAAUGUUUUGAACAUCACAAACUGAUUUAAGGGUGGACUAUUCCUUUAAUUUUAUCCCAGAAGCUGGAUUUUGAUGAUACUUGACGUAAACAAUCUUUAUGUUCAGUGAUUUCCUCAGUACAUUGUCAAUUUUUUUUUUUUUCUUCCACCACCGUGAUAAUGUGGCACCUCUGUCCAGACCAGCAGACCACCUGUCCCUGUCCCAGGUCUCCAUGGCUCUGUAACAUGCUGGCACUCUGGCCACUGGGCACUAUAGGUCUGUAUAGCCUUGUUAUUUACUACUGAAUCCUCAGCUCUGUACAGAAGGGGAGAAUAUGAUCGCAUGGAACAUUGUUACUGUAAUAAUAACCUAUACAGUAUAUAAUAUUUAAUUUUUGAUAACUUACAUCAAUGACAUCUACUUACCAACAACAGACAGACUUGCGAAAAACCAUUUUUCAUUUUUCUUUUGAGCACAUCUUUUUUUUCUUUCCUUUUUUUUCUUUGUAGAAUAGAAAGGUUGUUUUGUUCCUUCAUUGUUCCCGUUUGGUUUUUACAGUUACUGGGAUUUUGUGUCUUUUACUGUAGGGAAAAAGAAUAUGACGUUAUCAUGUUAAAGAUAGACAAGAAUCAUGCUUACGCUAAUUAAUGAUGAUGACGCUGAUCAUUUCAGUGAUAGUUAUCCAGUGUGAGGAUGUUCAAGAAUUUGUGAAUGAACUGUGUCUGGUUUACACUGAGCGAUAAGCAGCGAUAAGUCCUGGCUUAUGAAGUUUUAUGACUGUACAUUGAAGGGCUUGGUGUGGAUGCAGGCUCUAGAGACCCAUGACAAUCCAGCAUGGUUCUCACAGUCCUCUACCAUCUAUAAGAGAAUAACCUCCCUUACUAACAGUGAAGGAGUGAUCAGCUUCGUAUCAGUAACAUUUGACCAAUGGUUCCCUUUUUCUUUGUCUGUAUAGACAAGUAAACUGUCUCUAGAGCCUGAGUUCCACCUCUGAGAAAUUAAAAGGAUUCUCUGUAUUGCCUUGUUAAUAUUAAUUGUGGACACAUAAUUUUAUAAAUGACAAAGACGUGGAAAUAAAGAUUAUUUAUCUUGUUAUUUA
Messenger RNA from Lates calcarifer (barramundi perch), 7350 nucleotides. RefSeq names its product ATPase sarcoplasmic/endoplasmic reticulum Ca2+ transporting 3 (gene atp2a3). Lineage: Eukaryota; Metazoa; Chordata; Actinopteri; Centropomidae. Gene Ontology annotation, molecular function: ATP binding; ATP hydrolysis activity; P-type calcium transporter activity. Gene Ontology annotation, cellular component: membrane. Bases 443 to 3457 code for a protein of 1004 amino acids. The transcript is spliced from 21 exons. Gene Ontology annotation, biological process: calcium ion transmembrane transport; intracellular calcium ion homeostasis. The record is from RefSeq and is a predicted model, not a curated record.